AUGCAAUUAAAUGGUAAAAUAUUUGUAAUUACUGGAGGCGCAAAUGGGUUUGGCGCUGCGUUAUCAAGGCGAGCUGUACGUGAAGGAGCUAAGGUUGUAUUAGGUGAUAUCGAUCAAAAAGGUGGCGAGGCUAUUGAAGCAGAGUUGAAUAAAGAUAACGCGAAGAAUGCUAAGUUCGUGAUAUGCGAUGUUCAAAAACGUGCGGAUUUGGCCAAAUUGUUUGAGACUGCUGAGAAAGAGUUUGGUGGUAUUUUGAUCAAUAACGCGGGAAUUAUUCGAAUGCCAGAAUUCCAUGAUGGAAAUGAAAAAUGGAAACAAGUGAUCAGCGUUAACUUAAAUGCGGUAAUUGAAGGAACACAAUUGUCGCUACCGUACUUUAAGAAACGCGGUGGGGGAGUUGUCGUUAAUGUUGCUUCAAUGGCAGGAGUCCAGCCUUACUACGUGGGAUUGUUCCCGGUUUACGGAGCUUCAAAAGCAGGGGUGAUUGCGUUUACUCAAUCUCUUCAUGUACUAAAAGAAUCAAAUAUUCGUGUGAAUGCAGUUGCACCUAUAUAUUCCGAAACAAAUUUGCUUCGCGAAUUGUGCAACGGUUCCAGCAAUCUCAAGAAAUUUGUAGACCGAGUCGGCACCGUAAGAGUUGAGGAAGUAAUCAAUGGCAUUAUGCACUGUAUCGAGAAUGAGCGUUUGAUAGGUGAGGUUGUAGCUAUUCUUCCUUCUCGUUUUUUUGUAGUUCCGCAGUUGAAAGGAAAGCUUUAA
Molecule: messenger RNA, 756 nt
Organism: Ambispora leptoticha
Lineage: Eukaryota; Fungi; Glomeromycota; Glomeromycetes; Archaeosporales; Ambisporaceae
Source: the annotation of a GenBank genome assembly